Trichogramma pretiosum is the source of this 2514-nucleotide messenger RNA. It is a transcript of the gene NT1, whose product is annotated as neurotrophin 1. The transcript is spliced from 10 exons. NCBI's taxonomy places the organism in Eukaryota, Metazoa, Arthropoda, Insecta, Hymenoptera, Trichogrammatidae. Gene Ontology annotation, cellular component: extracellular region. The coding region runs from base 1 to 1977 and encodes 658 amino acids. Gene Ontology annotation, molecular function: Toll binding; growth factor activity. The record is from RefSeq and is a predicted model, not a curated record. Gene Ontology annotation, biological process: central nervous system formation; regulation of Toll signaling pathway; innate immune response.
AUGAGACGACUGGCUGCCACCGGCCUCUUGUCGCUGGUGCUGCUCGUCGUUGUACACCGCCACGCUGUCGACGCGAUCGAGAUAAAGCACGACUACAAGUUCAAAAACAAGAUAUCGGCGCUGCUGCAGAGGGUGGACAGCAGCGCCAGUGGUAGCGGUAGCAGUGGUAGUGUUAUUAGUGGUAAUAGUUAUAGUUCUACGACGCCGAGCACGACGACGACGACGACGACUUCACCGACGACAUCGAGGCAGGACGCAUCACUGGUCAACAUCACCUCGGUCAGUCCAGUCACAUCAGCAGCAGCAGCCGCAACGGCAGCAGCACUAAUCAGUGGAAAUUCCACGGAGGAUGCCGAAAAACCGGAAGAGCUUCCAGAGGCGCUGGAGCUGAGGUACACGAGGCCGGGACAAAAGUACCGAAUACGAAGACCCGCGAUCUCGCUGCCGACGAGGCGCGCCACGGAAAAUCGACGGAGUCCUUAUCAAGAUAAGAUUCGUCUGUCGUCCGGCAGGCCCGGAAGACGGCCCGGCGUCGUGCACGAUCCGAAGAGAGCACCGACCGACAGCGAGUGCACUUUCUUUUCGAAAACCGUCUGCUUGGAGGCUGCUGAUUAUCCCAUCGAGGCGAUAAUGCGAAGCAUACGCAACAACAAGGACAUGGUCUCGGCCCUGCUGACCGACUUCAAGAUCAAGGACUACAACAACAAUCUGCUGCGCGAGGACGACGAGGUCUUCUUGCCAACAGCGAGGCCCGGCCUGCUGGGCUCCUCCUCGUCGUCCUACAAGACGAGCUACGACCAUCAUCAUCAGGGCAGGUACCAUCGCGACAAGCCUAAUCUGUCGCUGUCGCCGUACGACAAUCGUUUCGAGAGCAACGAGAUCAAGAGAAAGUACGAGUCCUACAACGAGCCCUUGGACAACGUCGAGGAGGGCUUCACUUGUCCGUCGCAGGUGAAGUACGCCAAGCCGCAGCUGGCCAGGGCCGCGUCCGGCGUCUGGAAGUACAUCAUCAAUACCGACGAGCACACCCAGACGCUCAGGCUUGAGAAAUGCUCCACGCCGCGCCAGAGCUGCUCGUUCAUCUCGGAGAAUUAUCGCUCCACCUGCAUGCAAGUCUACAACUAUCAUCGUCUGUUGACCUGGGACUCGAAGCUCGGCCUGCACAUGGACAUAUUCAAGGUGCCGACCUGCUGCAGCUGCCACGUGCAGGGCUACACGGACAUCUUUCCGCCUCAUCAGACCGAUCCGCCGCUCAAGCCGCACGAGUCUUUCCCCGGUGUGGAUUUCGUCCAGAGCGAUCAUCAUCCGUUCGGCAAAGGAAGCAGCAGCAGUAGCACGAGAUACCACGGCAGCAACAGCAUCGACAACGCGGCGCUGAGCCUGUUCCGCGACCACUACAUCAACUCGGAUCCGGACGAGUUGCAGCUGCAGCACUCGAGCAGCGCCCGCAGGCCGAGCAUCGCUAAACCCCCGAGAACGAGGAGACCAUCUUCGUCCUCCUCCUCAUCAGCGUCUUCUUCCUCGUCUUCGAAAAUUCCGAGGCCGUUCGACAAGCUGCCGCAGCAGCACGCGCCGAACACGAGGGCGCCGGGCUACAAGGGCGGCCACAGGCCCUCGCACAGGCCCAAUCGGCCCUUUCGGAGAGAGUCCGCGCUACCGGAUACAUCGGAUUAUACAGAGAACGGCGGCAAUCUUACGCGCAACCGAUUUAGCCAAUCCUUAGAUCAGGACUCGCAGGAGCCGGGUCUGCGGCUGCAGAGCGGCUUCGACGAGGAGUACCAGGAGACCAAUCGCCGAAUCAAUUACAAUUACCAUCCGAUCCUGGACUUCUUCAAGCCCGAGGCGGCCAUGCUCAAGUCCGAGGAACCGAUCAGCACCGGCGGUAGCGGUGGUAGCGCAUCGCAAACGACCGGCGGCCAAGUGCAGCUGGCGACCAACGAGCAGCAGAACUCUUGGCAGCCUUUGUUCAAGUCCUAGGCAUUAUUAUUACCGAUUAUCAUCAUUAUCAUUAUUAUUAUCGUAUAACGCAUCGAUUUUAGCUCGAACGUACCUGAGAUCGUUGAUAAGAAACGAAUUUAUCCUUCUUUAUUUUUGUACCCGUACCAGUUCGCGCGUGACUCUGUUAUAAAAAAGAAAUCGAAAUUGAAAACGAAAGAAAAAAAAUUUAGUCCAUAUCACGGUUGACAUCAAUUCUGAAUUGGUGCAAGCAUAUCGGCAUCGUUGGCCGUUGUUUUCGACGCCGAAAUAUGCUCGUAAUUGCGUGCUAUAUACAUAUAAUGUUAUCGCUAUACAUCUGUAAGAAAGUUUAUACGUAUACACUUGGCUCGAAUUUAUUAAUGUUUAAUUAUCCCCUUUCUGUGUAUCAUUCAUUUGUAUAAAUGUUUUCUCUAUACAUAAUAUGCAUUAGUUCGAUUCGAAAAUUUGCAUACGUCGUUGUAUUAUAUUAUUUUUAUAUUGCCGCCUGCGCGCGGUUAUAAUAUACUACUUGUAAAAUCUAUUUAGGUACACAUUAUG